GCGCAUGCACGCUCAAGGAAACCAGUAGGUUGCGAAACCAGAAGGCACAUAACACUGUGAGAGCUUGGCGUAUUUCGAGUAAGACCCUUCUUGUGAUGUUAAAAGAAAUGGAAAACUCAACCUCUUCAAAUACCAGCACGUUCUUGGACUCAGAGUUCCGUUACAGUCUAUUCACUUUGUUCUACGGCAUUGUGUUUGUCCUGGGGCUGAGCGCAAACACAUACGUUCUGUACGUCCUGCACCAUCUAAGAGAUGCACGAGCCGUGAACGAGGUCCGCAUCUACAUGACCAACCUGACAGUGGCCGACCUGCUCUUUGUUGCUGCCCUGCCUUUCUGGAUUGGCUACUAUGCCCGCCGUGGUAAUUGGGUCUACGGCGACGGCAUGUGUCGGAUCACUGGCUCGCUCUUCUUCAUCAACACCUACUGCUCCAUCCUCUUCCUUACCGUGAUCAGUAUCAACCGCUACUGGGCCGUGACGCGACCACUGGAGGCUGCCAAGUCAGACCACUGGCGACGAGGUGUAUGUGUGUCGGUGGGCAUCUGGGCAUGCACGCUAUCUGCCACCAUCCCUUACCUGGUCACACCUGGCACGCAGGUGGAUGGCGAUGUGAGCCGCUGUCUUGAGGGCUACCAGAAUGAGACGCAUGACAAACGCAUCAAUGUGGCAAUCACGCACUUUGUCAUCAUCGCGCUGUUCUUCGUGGUCUUUCUGCUGGUUGUGGUGUGCAAUGUGCUGAUCGCUAAAGCUCUUCUCACUCAACCGCUCAUCAAGGAACGCUCUGUAGUGCAAAGCACAUCUGGCGGUGGCAGCUCCAGAACUCAGCCUGGUGGGACCAAGCGCCGGGCAGUGCGCAUGCUGUGUGCGGUUGUCACUGUGUUUGCCGUGUGCUUCCUACCGCACCAUGUGGUGCAGGGGCCAUGGACGCUGGUUGUGCUGCAGCUGGACGACGGCUGGUCACAGAGCACCAGGCAGCGCCUCAAUGACGCCCACCAGGUCACCUACAUGCUCAUGGGGCUCAACUGCCUUCUGGACCCUGUGGUGUAUUGCUUUGCCACCAGGAAGUUCCGCCAGUAUAUCAUGAGCCACUUCGGCAGGUUCAGCAGAGUCAGAGGAUGCCAAAAGACCGUCACUACCAACAUCUCCAUGGCCAACCAAAAUCAGAGCAUUUCUUCUAAUGGAUCAGAUAAGGACUCACCCAAAAUAUUGGUAGACUCCUCCCUACCUCUUCCCAAAACCAAUGCAACUGCAGAAUAAAUAUAUUGGUUACGGGAGUUACACUUGUAUAGGCAUGUAGACAUAACACUUGUAUAGGCAUGUAGACAUACUGUGCACAGUGCAACACAGGAUGUAACCUGGCUGAAACCCAUACCCUGCAUGAUGAUGUACCCCUUCUAAAAUGGAACUGCAGGUGUGAACAUUCACAUCCACAUCUGAACAUCCACAUGGUGAACAUUUUGCAUAUUUCUGAUUUGUACAGGAAAUACCCAAAGAAAAACAUAGAAAAUAGAUUUGAAAGCAGCUGUGAAAAUAAACAUGCAUUUCACUCAGCAGGAUUUAUUUUAUUUUCAAUCCAACAAUGGCCCCUAAUUUAAAAGGUGGGGCAAGUGCAAAGUCUUGAACUAUAGCUUUCAUCUUGCAUGUGGUAGCACUGAAUGGACUCACCACUGAAGGCAUUUACAUGCACAUAAAAACUGAUUAUGAUCGGGCAAUCUUAGUAUUCAAGUGCUCAUGUAAACGGAAUAAAACAACAUUCAUUAUUUGUUUAUGGAAAAAUCUGUUAAACACAACUUUCUGUCAAUAUUUUUCUUUAGUGUGCAUGAAAAUGCACUCAAUGUUUCUGAUGUAGGUCAUCAUAAAAUUAGUGAUGGGUAUGUCUUAUUUGAAGUUACUCAAUCCCACUCAGGGAAGCAUUUCUGUUUUGGCAGCUACUGUAUACUGGAUAGUAUGUGUGUUAAAUGUGCCUUUUGGUGUUUUCAGACCUGAGUGAGUGUGACGUGGGACUGGCUGCUUGGAUCUAGUUAGUCUAGUGUGAUCAGGUCAGGAUCACGAGUAAUCACAAUCACCUGUGUGUGCGGGGUGACUCAUUUCUCUCCUCCACUCCUGUUUUCCUGGGCUAGCUCAGCGUGGAAAAGGCCAAGGUAGGCACUGGCCAUUGUUCUCAUAGUGCAACUGUCCUCCCUUGAACAUGUAUUUGGUACAAUGUUUUACGUAAAAUGUAUGUUUUAUAUUAACAAUGGCGAGUCAUGUAAUUGCUAUUCAUUGUUGACACAAAACGUCAAAUGUGUGUGAUGAAGAUGGGUCAGGGUAUUACACUUCUCUGUAGUAGGUCACAGUUGGCUGUUAGUACCACAGGUUGACCACUGCUUUCCCCUGUGAGAAGUUUUGUAUGAAUCUAACAUAGUAGCAACGAGACUUUCUCAUUGUCCUCGCCAGUGUGGCCUGCCAGAUCAAUUGAGUAACACAUCUAAAGUAACUUUGAGUCUGCAGCCUUCCUCUAGUUUGUGGUGUGUCAUUUCCUAAUGGUUAAGCGUGUACUGAUACUCCUAUUUAUACCUUUGUGGUCUAACUGUGCCUAGAUCACUUCCGGUGAGGCAUUCAUCGGAGAGUUACUUCCAUGUUAUUUCAGGCCUCAUAGAAACCUACUCACUAGACAUUUCAGCUUUAUUGUUGAAUGUAUGUUAAAUGUUAUUUUGGUUAUAUUGUGGUGUGUAUUAUGUGUAUUAUGUGCUUUGGCGCACCCCUACCAAUGGUUUCAAACAAAAAAAGAAAUAAUAAAUACAUCAUU
Messenger RNA from Sardina pilchardus (European sardine), 2787 nucleotides. It is a transcript of the gene ptafr, whose product is annotated as platelet-activating factor receptor. The transcript is spliced from 2 exons. Gene Ontology annotation, cellular component: membrane. The record is from RefSeq and is a predicted model, not a curated record. Lineage: Eukaryota; Metazoa; Chordata; Actinopteri; Clupeiformes; Clupeidae. The coding region runs from base 96 to 1256 and encodes 386 amino acids. Gene Ontology annotation, molecular function: G protein-coupled purinergic nucleotide receptor activity; platelet activating factor receptor activity. Gene Ontology annotation, biological process: G protein-coupled receptor signaling pathway; chemotaxis.